Molecule: messenger RNA, 1047 nt
Organism: Chanos chanos (milkfish)
Lineage: Eukaryota; Metazoa; Chordata; Actinopteri; Gonorynchiformes; Chanidae
Gene: tmem255b
Product: transmembrane protein 255B
Exons: 9
Coding region: 1-1047 (348 amino acids)
Source: RefSeq, a predicted model, not a curated record
AUGCAGCAGCCUGCGGUACAACAAACCGCAGAGGUCCUGGACUCAGCGGAGCAGUAUGCAAAGCGCCGUCGGACAGCUCUGUGGAGCUCUGUGGUUCUGCUCUUUCUAUCCGUGGUAAUCUUGAUCAUAGGGCUUGUGUCUGCCACACGGACGGGGAAUGUUGCUGUCGCUGGAUACUACCCUGGCAUCAUUCUGAGUUUCGGAGCUUUCUUGGGAAUUGUGGGAAUCAAUUUGUUUGAGAACCGCAGACCAAUGCUGGUGGCUUCCAUCAUCUUCAUCAGCCUGGGUGUGAUCUCCUGUUUCUUCUGUGCCAUCAUUGACGGCAUCAUCGCCGCUGAGUUCAUCGAUAGGAGACCUCUGAUGGAGGGAAGGUGUGAAUUCUAUGGAAGUGUUUCAAACUAUGGCUAUGACAACUAUUACACUGAGGUGAUGUGUUUCUCUUUUAACAGUAAAUGUAAGAUCAGGGUGAAAAGCAAUACCUGUUACUGCUGUGACUUACACAACUGUGAGAGCCCUGACUACCAUGCUCACUACUAUGAGUUUACUGGUGUGAGCAGCUGUUGGGAUGUGGUCCACUUACACAGGCUGCUGUGGGCCUGUGUGGUGCUUAACGUCCUGGGCGUGUUUCUGGGCAUCAUCACCGCUGCCAUCCUGGGUGCCUAUAAAGACAUGGCGCCUGCUACUCAGCCUCAGAUGUCCCCCAGUCCUGCCCCCCCUCCACACAUCCUCUAUAACCCCACCCAACACGUGAUGACUUACGCUGGCUUCUGUCCCUCCGGCCAAGCCCUGCCAACCUACCCCAAUUACCCUCUACCCAUGCAGCACCUCAACAGUUAUCCGCCGGCCACCCAGGCCCAGGCCAGUUCUGAGGUGGCUGUGUCCCCCUCUGAUGAAAGCCAGGCUCCCUCUCAACCCCCUGCAAACCCUCAGGUACCGACCCAGUCCACCUCCCAGGACUCCUCAGGGUACAUGCUAACUCCCAACGCUCCCUCCCUCUACGGACCCUCCUUCAGCCCCUUUGAGAAGCCACCACCAUACGCCUGUUGA